CGACGAACGCACAGAAAAAGAAGCCACCGUAAGUGCACUUGAACACUUCCUGCCGAAAGGAGCGGAGAUAAAAGAGGGAAGGGAAAAAAAAAUGCAGUCGGCUCCUCCUCCGCCGGUCCCCAAGGAGUCCCGUCACCGCUUUUGUGUUCUCGUCAUCGCCCUCCUCGCCCUCCUCCUCGUCCUCACCUACUCCUCCUCCUCCCCCGCCCCCCAGCUCCGAUCCUCCGCCGCGCUCCUAUCCUCCUCCUCGCCUCCUCCCUCCCUCGCCUACCUCCUCUCCGGCACCGCCGGCGACUCCGACCGCCUCCUCCGCCUCCUCCGCGCCGCCUACCACCCCAGGAACCUCUACCUGCUCCACCUCGACGGCGCUGCCCCCCAGGCCCAGCGCGACCGCCUUGCCCGCGCUGUCCGGGCCGCCCCGGCCUUCCGAUCCACCCGCAACGUUCACGUCAUCGGCAAGGCCGACUUCGCCAAUACCCGCGGCUCCUCCGCUCUCGCCGCCAUCCUCCACGGCGCCGCCAUUCUGCUCCGCCUCGCACCUAAUUGGGACUGGUUCAUCAAUCUCGAUGCCUCCGAUUACCCUCUCGUCACUCAGGAUGAUCUUCUUCAUGUUUUCUCUUUCUUACCCAAGGAUCUCAGCUUUGUUCAGCAUUCAAGUUAUAUUGGUUGGAAAGAGUUGCGACGAAUAAAACCAAUUAUUGUUGAUCCUGGUCUUUAUCUCUCAGCCAGAACUGAUGUGUUUUAUGCUACACAGAACCGUGAUUUGCCAAAUGCCUACAGGUUAUUCACAGGUUCUGCUUCUGUAAUCUUAAGUCGGAAAUUUGUGGAGUACUGCAUCUUGGGUACUGAGAAUUUACCACGUGCUCUUCUUAUGUACUAUGCAAACACGCCUUCAUCGCACACAAACUACUUCCAGACUGUCCUCUGCAACUCCCCUGAAUUUAAUAGGACUAUUGUUAACCACAAUCUACGCUAUGCAAAAUGGGACAUGCCCCCAAAAGAGGAACCCCGUGCACUGACUCUGAAUGACUUGGAGAAUAUGACUCAGAGUGGUGCAGCCUUUUGUAGGAGGUUCGCCAAAGAUGAUCAUAUUCUUAACCACAUCGAUCAGGAGGUCUUGAAUCGUGAUCCCGGCAAGAUAGUUCCAGGAGGCUGGUGUCUGGGUAAAGGCCAUGGUGACCCAUGCAUGAUCUGGGGUAGCGCAGAUGUUUUGAGCCCAGGUCCUGGAGCCAUGAGGCUUGCACGCUUCAUCACACAGCUGCUCUCGACUGGGACUUUCCAUUCACGUCAAUGUGUAUGGGACUAACCAUGUAAUUCAAGGUACACCUGCUUCUAGAAAAUUUUAUUAACUAAUUCUUGUUUUUAGGUCUUAUUGCACUGUUAUUAGCUCUUAUAGUGCUGUUGAUUUAUGAUGUUCCGUUAGUAUCUUGUUAGGUACUCUUAACCAUCAUUCAAAUAUAUUUCCCUCUACUGCCUCUGUUUUGUUUCA
Molecule: messenger RNA, 1489 nt
Organism: Phoenix dactylifera (date palm)
Lineage: Eukaryota; Viridiplantae; Streptophyta; Magnoliopsida; Arecales; Arecaceae
Product: beta-glucuronosyltransferase GlcAT14A-like
Cellular component (GO): membrane
Molecular function (GO): glucuronosyltransferase activity
Source: RefSeq, a predicted model, not a curated record